CCAACUUCUCUUGCUGAGCAGCUGCUGAAGUCAAGUAGUUCAAGUAAAUCAGCUUGGGAGGGUGGGGGGAAAUAUUUCGCAAGACUGGACGGGUUAUUAAGGGCUGCGAAACGUUCCGCAGCACAGCAAGGCGUGAUUGCGAGUUUUCAGGGGAUUUCGUCAUUUGACUUAGUGUGCGUGACGAUUCGCGUUGCAGAUACGGAUAGAAAAUCGAAAUAAUUAGCUGGAAAUAAUUAGCUGGAAAAAAAUGUCCGGGAAAAGUUAUAACGUACCGCCAAGUGCGGAGUUUGUCGCACGAGUGUCUGGAAUCGCGACCAUGGCCAAGCUUCCUUUUCAAGAAACAGCCGAGGGUCUGGAUGCCGCGUUUAUUGGAGUUCCUAUUGACACGGGCACUUCUAAUCGUCCUGGGGCAAGAUUUGGUCCUCGGCAGAUCCGGGCCGAAUCGGCUAUGCUGAGACCCUACAACGGCGGUACCAGAGCAGCCCCCUACGAGUCCCUCAUGGUUGCCGACAUCGGUGAUGUCAACGUUAAUUUGUACGACCUCAAAGACACUUGCAAAAGGAUCCGGGAGGCAUACCGCAAAAUCCUGAAAACUGGCUGUAUACCUCUAACGAUGGGGGGUGAUCACACAAUUGCAUACCCAAUUCUACAGGCAGUCGCAGAAAGACACGGUCCCGUGGGUCUGGUCCACGUGGACGCCCAUUCGGACACGGGCGAUGUGAUCUUGGGGGAGAAGAUCGGCCAUGGGACGCCAUUCCGUCGCUGUGUGGAGGAAGGCCUGCUCGACUGCAGCAGGGUGGUCCAGAUCGGCCUACGAGGCAGCAGCUACUCUCCUGAUGCCUACGCAUGGAGCAGAGCUCAGGGCUUCCGUGUGGUGCAGGCGGACGAGUGUUGGCACAAGUCCCUGGUCCCCCUCAUGGCUGAGGUGCGCGAACAGCUUGGCGCGGGACCCGUGUACCUCAGCUUCGACAUAGAUGCCCUGGAUCCUGCGUUCGCCCCAGGGACGGGCACGCCCGAGAUUGCGGGCCUCACAACCAUUCAGGGCGUGGAGAUCAUCCGCGGUUGCAGAGGUCUAAAUAUCGUGGGCUGUGACCUGGUGGAAGUUUCCCCACCUUAUGAUGCUACGGGCAACACCGCUCUGCUUGCAGCAAAUCUCCUAUUUGAAAUGCUGUGUGUCCUUCCGAAGAUAAAAUACUAUAACUGAACUAAUGUAAGAUGUUUGUGUUAAGGAUCAAACCUUGGUUUCAUCUCUGAUGUUAUAGGAGAGUGAAAUACAGCCACAAAACAAAAAUGGAAGAAAAA
Molecule: messenger RNA, 1302 nt
Organism: Electrophorus electricus (electric eel)
Lineage: Eukaryota; Metazoa; Chordata; Actinopteri; Gymnotiformes; Gymnotidae
Gene: agmat
Product: agmatinase (putative)
Molecular function (GO): metal ion binding; agmatinase activity
Source: RefSeq, a predicted model, not a curated record